Penicillium expansum is the source of this 2739-nucleotide messenger RNA. RefSeq names its product putative cell wall proline rich protein. The transcript has a single exon. The record is from RefSeq and is a predicted model, not a curated record. Bases 1 to 2739 code for a protein of 912 amino acids. Lineage: Eukaryota; Fungi; Ascomycota; Eurotiomycetes; Eurotiales; Aspergillaceae.
AUGGCUUCGAUUUCACUUCCUCCGCAGUCCCAGGCGGGCUUCCCGCCACAUUUUGAUACCUCGAAUCAGUCCGACAGCCCCGAUCGUCGCCAGCACAUGCACACACCAUUGCCUAAUCCCCCAUUUGUCUUUCCAGCACGGGACCCAGACUCCCCCAAUAACCAAUCGGAGACCCCUGAGCGCUGGGAACGUGCCGCAUUGCCCGCAUUCUCUUUUAAUCCUGGAUCGGAACAGCAGUCACCACACCUCUCAGCGCCCUCCUUGUCGAAUCCUCGCGCGGGCGGACACCGUCGGCGACCAAGCGAGUUUGUUGGAACCGACCACUUGGUAACACCGGAAACAAUUGGACCAGGUCACAAACGGGCGUCGUCUAUGACAAAUCAACAUCUUCCACCUCCAGGGCCUGGUGUUGGCAGGGUUCCUGGACGACGGAACCAUGCCCAUCGCCGGUCAGCUGCGAUCUCUAAUGUCGACUUGAACGCCAUCACCAAGGCACUUGGCCCUAAUUCUGGGAUGGCAAGUGCCCCUUCCACACCCGCCGACCCUUACCAUAAAUCUGCAUCUGAUAUUCCUUCGCGACCGCUAUCUCAACCGGCUGUUAGCCUCGGCCGCCCCACGCCCCCUGCAUCUCCUCAAUUCCCUCCCGUCCCUCCUGUGCCUUCCAUUCCGGCUGCCAUUCAGGCGGAAAUCGCCCUGAACGACCAGGCAUCGAAUGUCGAACGACCAGUCUCUGCUGUUUCGCAUGGUAAUUCGGAUAGUUUGCCUACAAUUAAGUUGGAGCAAGAAGUGGAGAAGCCCACGUUCUCCGAUCGAGUAACGACAAGACCUGAUUACAACCCAAAAACUAGACCAAAAACUGCCGAUGCCUCUUUGGUGAUGGAUUUUAUGCAAAUGGAUGACGAUUCAGGGUCCUCUAUCAAACGUUCGCACUCAGCUGCUGGGCACUCACGCUCUCGGAAGAGCAAGUCGACACCACAUCUCGAUUCUACUCUCUCGCCCGAUGAUAUUCAGUCGACGGACAACUACCGGCCCUCAUUUUCGGAUGAUGGUUCCGAUACAUCUGGUGACGAAGCGACAGAGAACUUGUCUGAAAAAUGCCCUAUUAAGUCGAAAAAGAAGAAGCAGAAACGUGUUCGCUCUUGGGCCGGUCACAUUCUAACUCGAACCAAGAGCAAAGGUAAGGGCAAGCGCCACGCGAAGGCUGACACAAAGGAGGAGCCGCCUGUACCUCGCGCUCUUGCACCUCGCCCCCCUGCUCUUACCCGGACCAACUCGGGGACCGGAUCAGUUUUGGAUGUUGAUUUUGAUAAUGACGACGUCGUUGUCAUCCGGACACCGACCAAUCCGACAAUGCCUCCUUCUGCCCUUCAGCCCAUUCAAAAUGAUCACCAAACCGAUAGUGGUUGUUCUUUGUCUGCACAAUCUCUAGAGACCUCGUGGAAACCGAGGAGCUUUUAUGAACAGGGUAUCGGUUCGCACGACAAUGUACUAAGUAGCCCUAUCAUCGACCUCGAUGCUGCGCUUGGCCCUUUCAACACUCCAGAUAUGCGGCCACUGACGCAGGGUGCGCCCAACAAUAACUUUUCUGUUGCAACUCAGAGGAUGUACAGCGGUGGAAGACGGGGUGAAUUUGUCGGCCCAGAAAUGCGCUACCAUCGGCGCACUGAAAGUGCUCCAGCGCUGCAACCAUUCGACCGCACUGCUCUAGGCGCAUUCCGUUUGGGUCCGACCCCAGCGGUAGAAACGCCAGAUGUGUUUGACGAGGAGGAGGAGGAUGCUUUCUUGGCUGCCUCCCAACCACCCAAGGGCGAGCGGCUUCCUGUGAACGCGCCGCCGAUCGACAACGCAGUUUUCUCGUCAUCUGAAGAUGAUGUGAAAUCUCUUCACAGCAAUGCUACCUCCGGCACUAGCGAUACUUUGACUCGUGCCCCCACCGGUAGCACCUCCUCUCAGAAUGCUGGCUUGGGUAUUCGACAAGGCGAUAAACAUCUGAACCAAGAACAGAUGGAACAAAGAAGUGCGCUUGAGCAAAUGCAUAAUGCCAGCAAUCCUUUCGCCAGCAAGCCUCGAACCCCCGUGGAAAUUUUAAAGACGGAAGAACCUGCGCAUAAGGUCAUCGGACCUCCCAGUCCCGAAAUUUCUCCUCGGUUCUUAGCUAUCGACAAGCGACCAGCGACCUCGCCCAUUGAGCUGCUGCCUAACAUUCCACCAUUUGCGUUGCAACCGGGGGUUUCUCCGUCUGACUCGUCUUUCCCGUCUCCAGAUGCUCCACGGUCCAUUGCGGCAUCCUCGAUGACCGAUCGGAACUUUUCUAGUCACUCGUAUCAUCAUCUUCCUUCGGCGGAAUAUCCUUACGCAUCGGUUGAUGAUGUUCCAUCUUUGACCAGCAGUGCAUCGACUAUGACCAACACUCUGAAUCGUUUCUCGGCGGCUUCAUUCUUCCCCCGUGGGCGGCUUUCUGCUGACCGCGCAGCGUCCUUCUCAGCUGCCGGUACCAGACGUACAAGUCAGGCUAACGCCUCCAAACGCUCUAGUCUAGCCAGCCUUUCCAAGCUGGUUGGUGGUCCCCAUUCUGAGCGGAGCAAGCUCAACCAGGAGGAGAAACCCCCGAGCAACGCAUCCGACAAAACUAAGAAGAAGGGCCGCCGUCUCAGCCGAAUGAUGCACUUCUGGAAACCCAAGGACAAAGAAAAGUCUUCGAAUCAGGCGGCACCAGCAAACGAACAGCCACAGUCAUAA